Messenger RNA from Volvox carteri f. nagariensis, 1125 nucleotides. RefSeq lists its product as uncharacterized. Bases 1 to 1125 code for a protein of 374 amino acids. The transcript is spliced from 2 exons. The record is from RefSeq and is a predicted model, not a curated record. NCBI's taxonomy places the organism in Eukaryota, Viridiplantae, Chlorophyta, Chlorophyceae, Chlamydomonadales, Volvocaceae.
AUGGCCGACAUUUCACGACGUGAGAUGGGCCUCAUCAUCGGCAUCGUGGUGGGAUCGCUGUUUCUAAUCCUCCUUUUCGUACUGGCGUACAUUUUGUACGACAGACAACGCGUCAAGAAAGCCAGAGCACGCCAACUCCAGGGUGGCCGCCCACCAUCCCACCUACCGCUGCCCGCAGGAACGGGACAAGUCUGGACCACCAUUAACAACAGCAUGGUUGGGCUGGAGAUAUGCGAGGUGUGCAGGGCGAGUCUGGAAGCCCAAGGGGAACAGGACGCGAGAAAUGACGGAGCAGCACAAGAAGGCGGCGCAGCUGGCGGUGGCGGCGACGGCGGUGAGGCUGGCACAAGCAACGGCAUUGGCAAGGGCAAGGGCAGACUCACCGCGCUUCUUGCCUGGGCUUGGCCGCCGGGCCUUUUGCGUCGGCUCCGGGGCUCGGGUGGCUCCCAGAACGACAGCCGCCGCGGCGGCGGCGGUGGCGGCGGCGGCGGAGCGGUUGACCCGACUGCAGCCGACGGUGUUGCGACGUCCCAGCUCGCCCUGCCGCCGCCGCCGCAGUCGACACUGCCGCAGCAGCACCACCACCAGUCUGCUAGAUCCAAAUUGGUUCCGGAGCCCGCAAUCCCUGCAUUGCAGCGAGACGACGCAGCGAUGUCUAUGGUAGUGGUGGAGCUCGAGCCUGAGCCGGGGAACCGCAUGCCGACGUCGCCGCUGGGCCCCUUUGGGUUGCCGCUGAUGGCCGGCAGCAGCUGCACAGGGGACGCCAUUGUCAACCUGGCAGUCGGAGCGCCUGCCGCUCUCGGCACUCGCAGCCCUGGCAGCGGCGGCGGCGCAGCCGCCGCUGCCAUUGUGCCGGCGGCAGCAGCGGCGGCGACGAAGCCUCUUGCCGCUGCCGCCGCUGCCGCCGCCGCCGGCGGCGGCACAACCGUCGCCGCAGCGGUUACCGAAAAGCGUAGCACUGAGCUGGCGAGCUGUGUUGUGGACGUAGGGCCCUCGCCGGAAUCUUUCCGCCGCAAGGCCGCGCAGACGGGCAGCGUGGCGGUUGUAACCACGGAGGCGAUGAUCAUACCGGCAGUGGCGGGGCCCGAAGGUACGGGCGUCGCCGCCACCGCUGCCGUACAUUGA